ACGCUCCCACCUUCAGCCGGCCUCGGUCCACACCAUGGCCACCUGCUGGCAGGGCCUGUGGGCCUAUCGCUCCUACCUGAUUGUGCUCUUCCUGCCCAUUGUCCUGCUGCCUCUACCCAUCCUUGUCCCCGCCAAGGAAGCCUACUGCGCCUACGCCAUCAUCCUCAUGGCCCUCUUCUGGUGCACGGAGGCUCUGCCCCUGGCCGUCACGGCGCUCUUCCCCCUGGUCCUGUUCCCCAUGAUGGGCAUCAUGGAUGCCUCCCAGGUCUGCAUCGAGUACCUAAAUGACACCAACGUCCUGUUCAUCGGGGGGCUGCUGAUGGCCAUCGCGGUGGAGCACUGGAACCUGCACAAGCGCAUCGCCCUCCGUGUGCUCCUCUUGGUCGGUGUGCGGCCUGCCCUGCUGAUCCUGGGCUUCAUGGUGGUCACGGCCUUCCUGUCCAUGUGGAUUAGCAACACGGCCACCACGGCCAUGAUGGUGCCCAUCGCCCACGCCGUCCUGGAGCAGCUGUACAGCAACCCGGGCGACAAGAGCGCCAAGGAGGGCAGCGAAAACCCUGCCUUCCAGCUCCAGGAGCCAACCGCCCGGAAAGAAGGGGCCCAGCUUGAUAAUGGGCAGGUCCGCCCUGCCCUGCCUGCACCCUCCCCGGCCUCGGCACAUCACAGCCAGCAGCAGCUCCGCUUUACCCAGGGCAUGAGCUUGUGCGUGUGCUACUCGGCCAGCAUCGGAGGCAUAGCCACCCUGACUGGCACCACCCCCAACCUGGUGCUGCAAGGCCAGAUCAACUCGCUCUUCCCCGAAAAUGGCAACGUGGUGAACUUUGCGUCCUGGUUUGGCUUUGCCUUCCCUACCAUGAUCAUCCUGCUGCUGCUUGCCUGGCUGUGGCUGCAGAUCCUCUUCCUGGGCUUUAACUUCCGGAAGAACUUCGGCAUCGGGGGAGAGGCUCGGGAGCAGGAACAAGCCGCCUUCCGCGUCAUCCAGAGGGAGCACCAGCUGCUGGGCCCCAUGGCCUUUGCAGAAUUCGCGGUCACCAUCCUCUUUGUCACCCUGGUGCUGCUGUGGUUCACCCGGGAACCAGGCUUCUUCCUUGGCUGGGGGAACCUGGCUUUUCCCAACGCCCAAGGGGAGAGCAUGCUGUCCGACGGGACAGUGGCCAUGUUCAUUGGCCUAAUUUUGUUCAUCGUGCCCUCCAACUUCCCAGGACUGACCCAAGACCGAGAAAACCCAAGGAAGCUGAGAGCCCCUCCUGCCCUCCUCAACUGGAAGACGGUGAAUGAGAAGAUGCCCUGGAACAUAGUGUUCCUGCUGGGCGGUGGCUUUGCUCUAGCCAAGGGCAGUGAGGAAUCCGGCCUGUCCACCUGGCUGGGGGCCAAACUGACCCCACUGCAGAACGUGCCGCCCCCUGCCAUCGCCUUCAUCCUCUGCCUCCUGGUCGCCACCUUCACCGAGUGCACCAGCAACGUGGCCACCACCACGCUCUUCCUGCCCAUCCUGGCCUCCAUGGCUCGUGCCAUCUGCCUUCACCCGCUCUAUGUCAUGCUGCCCUGCACGCUGGCCGCCUCCCUGGCCUUCAUGCUGCCUGUCGCCACCCCACCCAAUGCCAUCGUCUUUUCCUUCGGGGGCCUCAAGGUGACCGACAUGGCCCGGGCAGGAUUCCUGCUCAACAUCAUCGGGGUGCUGGUCAUCACGCUGGCCAUCAACAGCUGGAGCAAGCCCAUCUUCAGUCUGGACGCCUUCCCCUCCUGGGCCCACAUCGACAAUGACACAGACCACUGCCUGUCUAACUUUGUCCCCAACAUCACAACACCCCAGCCCUAGUCUCUAGACCGGGUUACAGCCUGGUCAGAUCCAUGGAGACCCACUCCCAUUCCCCUUGCUCCGAGCCAGGAGGGGAUACCCCAAGCUCCAAGGCCCACGCCAAAGGCUGCGAGGUCCGUGUGCACAUCGGGUGAUGUAAAGAAUGUGUGUGUGUGGUGUGUGUAUGUGUGUGUGUGUGUGUGUUUGAUCUGCGCGUCUGAGAAGUG
Molecule: messenger RNA, 2025 nt
Organism: Echinops telfairi (small Madagascar hedgehog)
Lineage: Eukaryota; Metazoa; Chordata; Mammalia; Afrosoricida; Tenrecidae
Gene: SLC13A2
Product: solute carrier family 13 member 2
Exons: 12
Coding region: 35-1819 (594 amino acids)
Biological process (GO): monoatomic anion transmembrane transport
Cellular component (GO): membrane
Molecular function (GO): transmembrane transporter activity
Source: RefSeq, a predicted model, not a curated record